GUUGGCAUUUGACAGUCUUGCCUCCGAAAACCCAGCAAUUCAGUUCUCCUUCUUCUGAAUCGGGAAAAUGAAAAACCCUUUGAAAAUCAAAUUCAAAACCCAUUGAAAUUUCUUCUAUUGUUGUAAAGAAAAGGGAUUCGGACAUUCGAUUCUCUUGUGCUAUAGGUACAUUAUAAAAAUUAUUAUCGGUUGAAGUAGUGAUAUUCAGGAUGAAGUUUGGCGAAACGUUUACAGAGUAUAGGCAGACGCAUCAAGAGAGGUUUAUGGAGAAGUGCCGCUACGUUGAGUAUAAACGCCUCAAGAAAGUGUUGAAAAGUUGCAGGAGAUGCAGGGCUGUCAAGGAUUCUUCCACCGAUGAUAAUGGUGAAGAAGAUGAGUCGUCUUUGUUUUGGCAAUAUGAAUCUUGCCCAUUGUGUGAUCAGAUGUUCUUCUCUGAAUUGAUGAAAGAGGCUUCUGAUAUAGCUGGAUGCUUUAGUUCAAGAGUGAGGCGCCUCCUCCAAUUCCAUGUCCAUAAUGGAAUGCAAAGAUAUGUAACAUUUUUGCGCCAGUGUUUUGCAAGCCCCCAGCAAGCUACGGCACAAGAGUGUCGGAUGUUAAUAGAAUAUGCUAUGAUGAAUGCUGUAGCCAUGCGGAAAAUACUCAAGAAGUACGAUAAAGUACACGGUUCAGAAAAUGGAAGGAAGUUCAGGUCUAAAAUGCGGGCAGAGCACAUGGAAAUUCUGCAAUCUCCUUGGUUAAUAGAACUAGGGUCUUUUUACGUGAAUUUUAAUGAAUCUAGUGGUGGAAGCUCUGGUGGAACCCGUAAUCCGUUCUCUUUUGAUUUAACUGCUACAGAGCCCACAAUGACUUUGAUUCUUCCAGAUUCUGUAAAGUUAGAAUACAAUCUAACUUGUGCAAUAUGCUUGGAGCUAGUUUUCAACCCAUAUGCCUUGAGUUGUGGGCACCUCUUCUGCAAAUCCUGCGCUUGCUCUGCAGCUUUCGUAAUGAUUUUCCAAGGCCUCAAGGCUGCAAAUCCAGAUUCAAAAUGCCCCUUAUGCAGGGAGGUGGGUGUAUAUAGUAAUCCUGUCCACAUGAUGGAGCUGGAUUUGCUCCUGAAGAAAGACAGUUGCAAUCAAUACUGGAAGGAGAGGCUGGCUGCUGAACGUGCAGAGACGGUUAAGCAAUCCAAAAUCUACUGGGCACUGCAAACCAAAUACAUGGUUGGAUUUUAAUGUCACACUUCUCAGAUGUUCCCGACUGGAUCAUGCUAGCAGCCUGAAUGUCAAACUCCCUUCAGAGCAAACAUCUCUUGCGAUAUCUAUCGCUGCAAAGCUGAUUACUAUGAUUGCUGAUGUUAUUUGGUUCUUGUUGAUCCUGUUGCCUGAGAGUCACAAGCAUGAACCAGGCACAGAUUGUUUUGCAGUAAAGGCCAGGUUUCUGCAUCACCUGGGGCUGGAAUUUGAAGAGUUUCCUCAGUUAAAAUUUUUUGUGGUACCUUAGUGGAAUGUAGGGAAGUUCUGUUCUUUAUUUAGCUGAUUUUGGUUUAUCAAUUUCUCAUGUUAUCUUUUCUCUUUUUAAUGUAAAUUUCAAUAAAAAAGACUAAGGAAAAAGUUGUGGUGAAAGUAAAUUUGAUCAAAAUUAUUUUAUUUCAAAUGCAAAU
This is a messenger RNA of Sesamum indicum (sesame), 1639 nucleotides long. Its product is annotated as SPX (SYG1/Pho81/XPR1) domain-containing protein / zinc finger (C3HC4-type RING finger) protein-like protein. The record is from RefSeq and is a predicted model, not a curated record. NCBI's taxonomy places the organism in Eukaryota, Viridiplantae, Streptophyta, Magnoliopsida, Lamiales, Pedaliaceae.